This is a messenger RNA of Vicia villosa (hairy vetch), 696 nucleotides long. RefSeq lists its product as uncharacterized. The transcript has 2 exons. Bases 1 to 696 code for a protein of 231 amino acids. The record is from RefSeq and is a predicted model, not a curated record. NCBI's taxonomy places the organism in Eukaryota, Viridiplantae, Streptophyta, Magnoliopsida, Fabales, Fabaceae.
AUGGUAAGACCGGUCAUCAUGCUUCUGACUCCAAGGAGGAUGGUCCGACUUUUGUUUAUUUAUGGUGAGCAGGGUCAUAUCAUCACCCAGUGCCAGAAGCCAAAUAAGGAUGCUAAUUCCGCCAAGACUAAUGGUAGAAUGUUUGCUUUGAGCAAAAUAGAAGAUUCUAAGAAGGACAACUUGAUUCGAGGUACUUGUUUCAUUAAUAAUGUCGAAUUGGUUGCUUUUAUUGAUACUGGUGCUACUCAUUCGUUUAUUUCACUUGAUUGUGUUACUAUGUUGGGAUUGAAAUUAUCUUCUAUUGAUGGUAGUAUGGUAAUAGAUACUCCUGCUAGUGGUUCUGUUACUACUACUUUCGUUUGUACGAGAUGUCCUUUGACUAUCUUUGAUAAGAGUUUUGUGAUGGAUUUGACUUUGAGGUUCCCCAAGUUUGGUGAUAAUGGAAAACUGAUGUUGUUGAAGGCUAAGCAAGUGAGUAAGUGUCUUAGAGACGAGGUCGUGAUGUUUGCGAUGUUUGCAUCGUUGCAAAGUGACUGCGAGGCUACAAGUGUUGAACUCCCAGUUGUCUGUGAAUUUCUCGAGGUAUUUCCAGAUGAUAUAAGUGAUUUGCCUCUGGAACAUGAAGUACGGUUUCCUAUAGAGUUGGUGCCAGGUACGAGUCCAGUAUUGAUGGUUCCAUAUAGAAUGUCGGUGUAA